Messenger RNA from Contarinia nasturtii (swede midge), 8522 nucleotides. RefSeq names its product otoferlin (gene mfr). The transcript has 30 exons. The record is from RefSeq and is a predicted model, not a curated record. Bases 1255 to 7386 code for a protein of 2043 amino acids. Lineage: Eukaryota; Metazoa; Arthropoda; Insecta; Diptera; Cecidomyiidae. Gene Ontology annotation, biological process: plasma membrane organization. Gene Ontology annotation, cellular component: membrane.
UCCAGUUAACAACGACAACCACAACAACGACGACUUCCAAAACAGAUCUCGCACCAUCACGUCGUAAAUGUGCGUAUAUAUUUUAUUCAACUUUGAUUUUAAGUAGUUUGUGAUUUUUAUUGGUAAAAAGUUUAAGAGCUUAAACGAAGUAAAAAAAAAACUUUUGUUCCCAAACAAUUCGGAUGAAUAAUAAAUGAACCGAACUGAACUGUGAUUGCAAAUUAAUGGAUGUGAACAAUUGAAGAACUGAAGAGACAAAAAAAUAGACGUAUCAUCUCAACCAUAAAAUCCUUGAGUGUUUUGAAAUGAAAAAAAUAAAGGCUUAUAGUGUUCUACCUUCAUGCAUAAAAAGUGAAAACAUAAAAUUCCUGUGAAAUUGACCAUGAAUUCGAUCACCGAAUUCAUAAAAAUUAUAAACCCAAAGGAACUCCAAUUAACGACGUUUGAUAACUUAGAAAUGAAGGAUGUGUAUCAAGUUACCGCCCCACUUGUAAAAUUUACGGUAGCCGCACCAGCUACAACAAGACGAGCAAAAUGAGAUAACAAGUACUACAUGUAUAUUUCGAAUGUUUAUGUUUGGUCUUGGUUUUCGUAUCUACGCGAAUAGAGAAUCCAACAGUCAUGAUAUUUCUAUCCAAAGAUCAAAAUGAUGUUUUGGCAGUGGCAAAUAAGACGAAAAUAAAUUUGAUAUAAAUGUGAACACAAAGUGAAAUAAACGUACAGUGAAUCGUAUGAUGAGUGAUGGAAUGAGAUAUAUAGAAGUGUUUCAUGUUAAUAAACUCAAAUUUGUUCAGAAUUACUUUAAUCAAAAUACAGUCAAGCUCGAGAAAAUUCACAGGUGAACAAGCGUACGGAUCCCAAUCAUAGUUUACAACAUACAUUGAGAAAUAUAAUGACAUGAAUAAGUCACAUUUGACCUUGUGUUUGUAAAUGACAUACAUACACAAGUUUAAAAUGUAACGUUAGUAACAGUAACAACAGUGGAGAUACAACAGUACAAAAAACAAACAAUUCAAAAAAGAAGAACGUUAGAAGAACAAACGAGCCAAGGAUCAAAAAUGCUAAACGCAAACAUACUACAGAAUUGGUUUACUGAUGUAGGAUCGCCACCCUAUUACAUACAGUGUAAAAAAACUUCAUCCAGCUGAGGUGCAGAAAAUAUCCAUCGAAAAUUUUAAUUUCGUACUUUGUAGAAGUAAAAAAAUAUCACGUACAAUAUAUAGCUGUGGUGUAACCACACAAUAAACCAUUAAAAUGUCGUUGACGGUGAAAAUUCUGGAGUUUCGUUUGCCAAAACCAAAGGCGAACCUAAUCGGACGAGUUGAAUUUCGUGGAAUGGCUCACACCACCAAUGAACUAGCAUCAAAAACAAAUAUUCUCGAAGUCAACCAGUCGUUUAUAUGGCCGCUAGCACGACCAGCCACAUCCGACGAAAGUGUUACUGUUGAGCUGCGAACACAAACAACGAAAAUCCUCUUGAAAACUGGAUUGGCAACGACAUCAACAUCACGCGGCACCAUCGCCUCAAAUAGCAAAAUAGUGGGAAAAUUUGCUAUGUUAAUGCAAGAUCUCAUUAUCGUUCAACGCUUACGGAUUGAAGACCGACUCACCGAUCAUUACAACAAACCAAUUGAUGUCAUUGUAUUGUUCGAAAUAACGUAUAAGUCACCGGACGACGAAGCGGGAAACUUUGAACCAAGACAUUUGAUAGAUCCGAUUCAACGUCAACAUCAUUAUGUCAUCGACCAAUCAGACAGCAUCGAUGACGAUCAACAAAAACUGCUUGAUAUCGAACAGAAUAUUGCCAAUUUGGAAAAGAAUUUGGUUCGUGACAAGGAUUGUCGACAAAUGCCGCGUCGAAGCCGAAAGCGAGAUCUAUUGAAACGUGUAAUGUCAUCGUCUCAACAACGUUCCACUGAAAUCAGCGACUCGGAGCGCGACGCAAAAUCAAUAGAAAAUCCGGGUAGUAGUAAGGUGCACCAAGUAAGCGAAAAGAAGAUGACUUUGCGAACGGUGCGGCAAUUUAUGAAAUUGGGGAAAAGCAAACAGCAAUCAAGUCGACGUGACAGCAGUACGGAAGACGAAAACAGGUCACUGAUUAGCGAUGUGGAUGUCGGUGGUUUUACCUCGGCUCACGAUUCGCAAAAUGAUCGUAGCGAUAAUAUUUCGCUAACACCUUCGUACGAUUCAAGUGAUGGCGAAGACGAGGAAGAGUUCACUGUGGAAAGCAAGAGUAAACGUGUGCGACCAGUAACACGAUUUGAACAACAUUUAAAAGCGCAAGACUUUCAAGUUUGCGUCACCAUCAUCGAAGCACGACAAUUGCCUGGCCUCAACAUGGAUCCUGUUGUAUGCAUUCAGAUUGGUGAUCAGAAAAAAUACACCAGUGUGAAAGAAUCCACCAAUUGUCCAUAUUAUAACGAAUAUUUCGUAUUUGAUUUUCACAUGGCUCCGGCGAUGCUGUUUGACAAAAUCAUCACAUUGUCGGUACUUCAUUCGAGAAAGUUUCUCAGAUCAGGCACUGUUGUUGGUUCAUUUAAACUCGAUUUGAAAACGGUGUACGAUGCAAAGGACCAUCAAUUUUACCAUAAAUGGGCGUUGCUAACCGAUCCAGACGAUUUUAUCAGCGGACCAAAAGGUUAUUUAAAAUGUGAUAUCGGCAUUAUUGGCAAAGGGGAUACAGUGAAAAUGCAACUGAAAUCCGAGAAAGAUCAUGAUGAUAUCGAAGCAAAUCUCUUAUUACCUGAUGGUGUGCCAUUGGAGCGUCAACGGGCCAAAUUUGUUAUCAAAAUUUAUCGAGCCGAUGGAUUGCCGCGAAUGAACUCAUCCAUUAUGGCAAAUGUCAAGAGAGCUUUUACGGGCGAAUCAAAAGAUCUUGUCAGCCCAUUUGUACAUGUGUCCUUUGCUGGAUUAUCGGGAAAAACCACAGUGAAAAAGAACUCAUACAAUCCAAUUUGGAAUGAAGAACUGAUAUUCACCGAAAUGUUUCCACCGCUUUGCCAACGUAUUAAGGUUCAGUUGCGUGAUGCGGAUCCAGUUAAACCGUCGAUAAUUGGAACACACUACAUCGAUUUGAAACAAAUAUCAAACGAUGGUGAGAAAGGAUUUCUACCGACAUUCGGUCCGUCGUUUAUUCAUUUGUAUGGUUCGACACGCGACUAUACCAUUCUUGAUCAACACUCGAAUUUAAAUACUGGUUUGGGUGAGGGUGUUAGCUAUCGUGCACGUUUGCUCAUAGCUAUUCGCACCGAAAUCACAGAUAAUGUGGAAAUAACGACGGAGAAAAAUGUUGAAUUGCAACCGACAAUGCCGGUGUGUGAAACAUCCUAUUCAAAAAACGAGGAAUUUUUUCUCUUCUCAACGAUUAUGGAGGCAACGAUGAUCGAUAAAAAAGUGAGCGACAAAUCGGUUUAUUUUGAGCUGAGCAUUGGCAAUGCUGGAAACAGCAUUGACGGUCACAAUGAAAGCCAAUGCAGUAAUGUCGGCGAUGAUGGUGAACUCGAAACGGUAGAUACAUCGGCAUUCAAUAGCACAACCAAUUCGUGUAAGCCCAUUUCACAUGAUAAAUUGUAUUACUAUUUGCCAUAUUGGGACUACAAGCAGUGCAUGAAUGUGCGAUGCCAUUUUCCCGAUUUACGACGCAGAAUGUACAACAGCAAUAUGAUUUCAAAAUUGGUCGAUGCAAUGGAAGAAGGAUUACACGAAACAAAUUCACUCAUUGAGAAUGAAGAUGCACGUGCUGAAGUGCGACUUCGGUCAACUCUUGAAGAACUGGCAUCGGGUUGUUUGAAAUAUGUUGCGAUCACAAAAAAUGGUCUAACGGGACCGGGCACUGGCAAAACAAAAUUGGACAAAGAACGCAUGAAAUUGUGCGAACGUGAAAUUGAGGCCAUUGGGAAUAUGGGUAGGAACUUACGAGCAUUGGUUACAAAAAAUUCGCUCAAAGAACGUUAUCGAACGGCACAAACCUAUUUACAAAACUUGAAGUUUUUAGUAGACGAUCCUCAACAUGCAUUGCCGGAUGUUUUCAUUUGGCUCAUUGCAAAUGGUAAACGAAUUGCAUAUCAUCGCAUUUUUGCACGUGAUUUAAUUUACUCGAUGAUUGAAGAAGAGUGUGGCAUUCAUUGUGGCAAAGUACAAACGAUUAUGUUACGGUUGCCGGGCAACAAAUCAAAUACACCAGCCGGGUGGACAGUUCAAGCAAAACUAUCCAUUUAUUUAUGGUUGGGAAUUAUACAAAAUCGACAAUUUAGCUACUCGGGAUUGCCAAAAGGUUUUGAUCUAUCGCCCGAAAUUCGAAACGCCGAACGACCCGGAGCAAUGGCACCAUCGACCAUACACUACUUGGAGAAACAUACAUUUCAACUGCGAGCGCACAUAUAUCAAGCCAGAUCGCUUAUUGGUUCCGAUGCAUCGGGUCUGUCGGAUCCUUAUGCAACCGUUUAUAUAACAGAAUUUGCAAAAACCACACAAGUUAUCGAAGAAACGUUGAGUCCAACGUGGGAUGAGUUGCUAUUAUUUGAUGAUGUGUUGGUGUAUGGAACGAAUGAAGAAAUUAAGAAGAAUCCACCAACUGUUGUAAUUGAAAUUUAUGACCAAGAUAAGGUGGGCAAAAGUGAAUUUAUCGGAAGAACAAUUGCAAAGCCAAGAAUCAAAUUACGUGAAAAUACAUACGUUACGCCAACGUUAGAAUGGUUUGAUAUUAUACGAGGAUUAGAUAAUGCCGGUGAACUGUUAGCCACAUUCGAAAUGAUUGAAUAUGGUUCGGAGAAUAUUGCAAAAUUACCAGAACCAAAACCACUAAACUAUGACCUACCAAGAGAACGAAGUAUUCCAAUUCAAACAAUAUUGCCCGUUCCACGUGAGAUUCGUCCACAUCUGGCGAUGUAUCGUUUAAAAGUUUUGUUAUGGGGCUUACGAGAUUUGAAACGCAUUCAUUUUAUGUCUGUUGACCGGCCGCGCAUCGAUGUGGAAUGUUCGGGUAAAAUAUUGAGUUCGAGUAUCAUACAAAAUGCAAAAAAGAAUCCAAACUUUCCGACAAUGUUGAAAUUUUUCGAUCUGGAACUGCCGGUUGAAGAGAACUACGCUCCACCAAUCACCAUAAGAUGUGUUGACUGUAGGUCGUUUGGUCGCUAUACUUUGGUUGGCACACAUCAAAUCACAUCGAUACAUAAGUAUAUCCAUCGGCAGGCGCCAAAGGAAGACAUCACAAAGUAUCCAACACAGGGUGGCCAAAUAAUUCUUGCAGCUAAAUCAGCAAAUGCUCAAAAUGGCGUUGAAGACAAAACAGCCGCUCCAUCGAGAAAUUCAUCAUCGUGUGAAUACAUUACACAGUACGGUGCCGUUUGUGUUUCGAAAUUAACAAUGAAAAAAAGUGAUCGACGCAAAGUGUUGGAAUCGCAAGAGACCACCGAACAAGAUGAAGAUGAGAACAGUAACGACUGGUGGACGAAAUAUUUUUGGUCACAUGAAAUAUUGGCGGAAAAUAAACAGCCACAAUUAUUUCGGAAAGGCAACCAAAGUCAGCGUGAGGAAAAAUUAAAAAUCGGUCUCAAAGGUGUCAAAUUAGUAUCGAAACUCAGUCCAAAACAUGCCAAAAGAGAAACAAUCGAAGCCGUUAAACCGAACAAGGCUUUGUGUCAGAUCUAUAAUAAUGAACUUGAAAAUCAACCCGAUUACAAUCACUUCAAAGAAUGGUUAUUAUCAUUUCCAUUGUAUCGCGGGAAAAAGACGGGCGACUCGACUGAAGAUGAAAAUCGUAUUGUGGGAUUCUUUAAGGGUGCUGUUAAGGUAUUUAAAUUACCGCUGCCCAAAGACAUUGAACCACCAUUCGCACCAACAAUACCAACGAACGAUCCGAUUCACGUUUUAGUUCGUGUGUACAUAGUCAAAGCAACGGACUUACAUCCGAUGGACUUGAACGGAAAAGCAGAUCCGUACGUGGUAAUACAGCUGGGCUCAAAACGCAUUUCGGACAAAGACAACUAUACCAGCAAGAAUUUGAAUCCGGUCAUCGGCAAGUGUUAUGAGAUCGAGGCAACAUUUCCACAAGACUCGCAAUUAAACAUUCAAGUGUUUGACUGGGAUUUAGUCGGUUCCGAUGAUUUGAUCGGUGAAACUAAAAUUGACUUGGAAAAUCGCUUUUAUAGCAAACAUCGAGCCACAUGUGGACUGGCUUUAAAAUAUGAAGAAUUUGGUUACAAUCGAUGGCGUGAUCCCAUGAAACCAACGCAAAUUCUUCAGAAACUUUGCAAAGAAAGCAAAUUGGAAACGCCACAUUACUUUCAAGAUCGUGUUGUAAUUGGUCGAUAUUGCAUGACAUUUUCGGAAGAAGAGGUGUUUGCUUGGAAUGGUCCAACGACUUGUAAAAAUCGAGACGAACACCUGGCAUUGGCAGUGCUGCAUCGAUGGUCCGAAAUUCCAAAUGUUGGAUGCAAAAUUGUCCCCGAACACAUCGAGUCACGGCCGUUAUACAGUCCGGAUAAAAUGGGUAUUGAACAAGGCAAAUUAGAGAUGUGGGUGGACAUGUUUCCGAUGGAUAUGCCGCUACCUGGUCCACCAGUUGAUAUUUCACCAAGAAAACCAAAAUCCUAUGAGCUUCGAGUCGUUAUUUGGAAUACAGACGACGUUGUUUUAGAAGAUGAUGCUUUCUUUACUGGCGAAAAAAUGUCUGAUAUUUACGUAAAAGGAUGGUUAAAAGGUCCUCAAGAUGUACAAUCAACAGAUAUUCACUAUCGCAGUUUGACUGGUGAAGGGAAUUUUAAUUGGCGUUUUAUAUUUCCAUUUGAUUAUUUAGCGGCUGAAGAGAGAAUCGUUUUAUCAAGGAAAGAGUCGUUGUUUAGUUGGGAUGAAAGUGAAAUCAAAAUUCCGGCACGACUUGAGCUUCAGGUUUGGGAUAACGAUAAAUUCUCAUCGGAUGAUUUUCUGGGUGCCAUUUCGCUCAAUUUAAAUCGUUUUCCUCGCGGUGCAAAAUCAUCAAAAUUGUGCACGUUGGAUAUGCUCAAAUUGGAUAAUGUACCAACUGUAAAUAUUUUUAAGCAAAAACGUAUUCGAGGCUGGUGGCCGUUUUUCAUCAAAAAAGAAAAUGAUGAAUUCGAAUUAACGGGCAAAGUUGAAGCCGAAAUUCAUUUAUUGACAAAAGAAGAGGCUGAACAAAAUCCAGCCGGAUUCGGACGAAAUGAACCGGAUGCACUUGAGAAACCAAAUCGUCCAGACGCAUCGUUCAUGUGGUUCUUGAAUCCAUUGAAAUCGAUACGGUACAUCGUUUGGCAUAAUUACAAGUGGGCCAUACUCAAGGGAGUCAUCAUAUUUCUUGUUGCGUUUAUGUUGCUGUUGUUCUUCUACUCGGUGCCUGGAUACACUGUUAAAAAAUUGCUUGGUGCAUAAGAAGUUAUUUUGUUGACCAGUUAUGGUUGCUCCAAAGAGAACUACCAAAUACUCGAUCUGUACAAAACAUUGCAAGUUUUAAAUUAAGCUUUACGAAUGAUUUAAAAUGCUUAAACUGUUAAACAAGGACAUUUAAAACAAAAAAUGAACAUAUCCGAAAGAGAAUAUUACAUUUUGCUAUAGAAUAUACAUUCAAUUUUUUUCUCAAACGAAAAAAAAUAUAUCCGAUUUCAAUUCAAUAUGCUAGUUCGAUGUUUUUCAAUGAAUUUACUAUAAAUAAUCAACAAAAAGAAGACAUAUGACCUUUGCACCAUGAACCUUGGCCGUAGUUCAGUCACUCAAUUUUAUUCAUAAUCGUUUUAGCAUAAUUCCAGAAUUUAUAAAUUGUUCUAAGCUAUAAGAUCUGCCUAUCAAUAUAAUUAAUUAGAAUGUAUUAUUAAGCUUUGUUCUAUCUGAGAUGGAAAAUCUUGUGUCGUUUAAAGGUGUGUUGAAUGUUUUAAAUAAAGGAUCACCAUUAAUUAUGACAAAUUUUAAUCUUAAAAUAGGUUAGAGAUGUGUUCGAGUCCGUGAUUCGAAUGUAAAAAAAGUGUAAAUUUUUGAACAAGAAAGACGUACAUACAAUCACUAGGAACCGUUUGAUAGGGUAUCAUGUUAAGUAAAGGAUUUAACUAUAAGCAAACCGAUUUCUUCAUAUACAAUAAUAUAUAGAUAUAUUUUUGAUUCUCUCUACUGUAUGUUGAGCAAAAGAAAAAUGUUAGAAAAUUUAUGAUGUAGAAAUGGGAUUAAAAUUAAGAAUGCAUCAGCCUCAAAUGAUGAUGUUUUGCUAAUCAAAUUUAUAAGAUUAGACGGUGCGACAAACAAUGACCAAAAUGAAGAAAAAAAUGUUAUGCAAUUGAUGUGCUUUUCAAGGCUUUCAUCGAGUUUACUAAGAAGUGCUCAAUUAAGUUUGCGAGAUAAGUGCUUACAGAAAAUUUUAUAUAAAGAAAAUACAAAAAAAGGUUUAUUCUUUGAAACGUUUACUGUGAUUCAUGUGACAUAGUUUUAAAAGUGUAUCAACAACAACAAUACCACCUCUAUGUGUACAAAUUUAACCGUAACAACUUUUAAAUUCAAUUUUAUUCGCACAAAAUACAAAA